AACUUUUUCACCAGAGAAUUGUGAAUUUGUGAAACUUGGAUGUGGUCAAUUGGACUCGCCACUAAAGACUAUCGAAGACUAAAUCAACACCCCUGAAGCCAGACCCUGGGUUAGGCCACUCUGCGUACUCGCUCCACAUCAAUCCACCCUCUCCAAAAUCUCCCAUUGACCCCUGCGUUCUCUCGCGCUCUCGCCAGGUGCAAUAACAAAUGGUAAUUGCAGCAGCAUUACACACAUUUAGAAGCAGACAGCACACAAAAAAAAAUUAUACAUAAAUUUUAUUUAUUUUAAAAGAAAGGAGACAAUGAAAGAAACAAGACAUUAAUGCAAAACAUAAAUUAGAACAAAAGAAGCAAGUUGAUGGUAGUGCAAGAGGUGGACCAUAAUGAUCUGUUGAGGUAGGAUUAGGGUUAUAUGGUUUUGAUGGGGCAUCUUGGUCAGCAUGAAUGAUUUAGACUGAAGGGUCUGAAUCCAUGCUAUAAGGCACUGACUAUGUUUUGGACAUUUAUGACAUGUUUUACCUUUUUGGAGUAAAAACCUGGAAAAGAAAUGCUGUCGCACCACCACGUGGUUUUACCCGACAUCCACAUCUGUGAAGAAGCUGUGGAACCAGGUGUAAACGGUCUGUUGAUGAUUGACCAGCCCUUGCCUGGCUCUGCUUUGAACACGUGUAUUUACCCAUAAUGUCCUUGACUCCGUGCCAAAUGUACACGUUUCCAUUUAAUCCUCUUUUUUUUUUUUAAAGCAUCAAGUGUUAAGAUUCACAGUGAGUCAGGUCUGGAGCAAACCAUGGCUGGGCUUAAUGUGUCGUGCGGAUAUUUCUUUGCUGUUCUGGCUCUCUGUCAGGUGGUUAGGAUGGUUUCCAGGAGACUCUUGCCACUUCAGGUCUACAUCUUCCUGGCAGAGUUGGCCACUUGCUUCCAACUGGGGGCCUUCUGGCUUGAGCUCAGGAUGUUGGUGGUCAUCGGGCCAUGGGGAGGUGGGUUUGGGAUGGACGUAGUUCUGACUCUACUGUUCAUCCUCUUCUUGAUCCAUGAAGCCACGUUGGAUGGCGCACAGGCCAACCCCCUGAUCACCUUGCAGGAGCUGCUACGCUCCAACUCUUCGCUGGCAGCUGCUACACUGAAGACCUUGUCCCAGUUCGGGGGGACGCACUUGGCCAGUGUGGUCGCCAGAGUGUACUGGUCCUGGGAGCUGACGGACUUCCACCUCAUCCAGAACAUGAUGGCCAUUGACUGUAGCUCCGCCAUUCAGACAUCUGUGAGCCACGGUGCCUUGGCUGAAGCAGCCUGUGCUUUCCUUUUCCACUUGGUUGUGAUGAAGUUUGAGGGAGCAGCUUUGGGCUACAGGAUCCUGUCCAAAGCCCUGACCAUCACUGCCUUGGUGUACACAGCUGGCCCAUAUACCACAGCUUUAUUUAAUCCAGCACUAGCAUUCUCUGUGACGUUCCACUGCUCUGGGAACACAUUGCUGGAAUACAUGCUCGUGUACUGGCUUAGCCCACUCAUCGCAACAACUUUGGCUGUCUUACUAUUCAAUGGGAACAUUCCUCUGGUUUUCUCCAAGAAUCUCCUCUAUUCCCAAAGACCAAAGUACAAAAUUCCCAAAGGGAAAUCAACAUUGGGUCCAGAAGAGAACAAGACAGCCAACAGGCAACAGGCAAGGAAGAGAAACAUCCAUAAGAAGGUUUUGGAGGUGGUCAUGGACAAAGAAAACAAUUGAGACCAAAAGGUUUGCCAGCGGAGUGUUUAAUUUAGUGUAAAUUAUUGGAAACACUGCCUGGACAAGUGGUGGAAACUAAUCGAUUGUGGUUUAUAAAGGGGAAGGGAUAAAAACCUAAAAUAAAUAAUAAUAUUGGGCUAUGGGAACAGAGCAGGGUUGAGUAUGCUGCCAGAAUGUAUAUGAAGAUGGUGGCUGGCUGGUAUUUUACAUUGGAGCUGUUUUAUAAUGCACACACAUUUCCUGUAACAUUUCAUUAAUUCAGCACCUUCGAGACCUUGGUGAUGCUGUACUGGAAGACUUACAGACUAUUGGAUGUCAUUUCAAUUAAUUUUCCAACACACAAUUUUUUUUGCUGCUUUAUAUUAGACAACAUUUGAAUAAAAACGGAUUUAUUUGGUUAGCAUGGGAAUUAGACUAUUCUAGCGGGUCUCUCAUGGGUAAGAAUGAGUUGGAUGAGGUGGUAAUCUUUAGUUCCAAAAGAGGAGGUGACUGGGAAUGAGGGCAGCAAAGACGAACACUGAAAAUAUUGACAGAUUUAAAAUGGAAUAGGAAUACAUAUUGUCACAUGUGAACAGGGACAUUGAGAUUCUUUGCUUGCAUUCCCAAUGUAUAGGGAGGUUGCACGGCAGUCAAGGUCACGACCCGUGACCCGUACUGUUUCCACGCAACUCCUUCUGGAGUACAAGCGGUGAACGUCAGGUAAGUACUUACUAUGGGUGUCAGUGUAGCGGGCCCGUCUUCUGUCCCAGCAUCCGGACUCCAAGUUGACUGGUUCCACACUCGCGGAACACGGGCCGUCUGUCCCCACCCCCGUGUGGGG
Molecule: messenger RNA, 2542 nt
Organism: Amblyraja radiata (thorny skate)
Lineage: Eukaryota; Metazoa; Chordata; Chondrichthyes; Rajiformes; Rajidae
Gene: aqp12
Product: aquaporin 12
Exons: 3
Coding region: 790-1722 (310 amino acids)
Biological process (GO): transmembrane transport
Cellular component (GO): membrane; cytoplasm
Molecular function (GO): channel activity
Source: RefSeq, a predicted model, not a curated record